AUGAGUCAGCUCCCUGAUGAAUUGCCUGACAGUCUUACUAUCAUCAGAGAAACACCACAAGUUCGUGGUUUGCACACGUUUAUCCGGAACAAGUACACGAAAAGAGAUGAGUUGAUUUUCUACUCUGAGCGCCUUACACGCAUUCUUGUUGAAGAAGCCAUGAAUUUCAUGCCGUAUAAAGAUGUAGAGAUCGAGCUCAACAAUGGUCAAAAGGUAAAAGGACGUCGUCAAUGCGCCAAGAUUUGCGGGAUAGCAAUAAUGAGAGCAGGGGAGACUAUGGAGAACUCUCUACGAGCGGUUGUGAAGGAUUGUAAGGUAAACACUCUGUUU
This is a messenger RNA of Cooperia oncophora, 330 nucleotides long. The record is from the annotation of a GenBank genome assembly. Lineage: Eukaryota; Metazoa; Nematoda; Chromadorea; Rhabditida; Trichostrongylidae.